This is a messenger RNA of Myiozetetes cayanensis, 1674 nucleotides long. It is a transcript of the gene TMPRSS5, whose product is annotated as transmembrane serine protease 5. Gene Ontology annotation, molecular function: serine-type endopeptidase activity. NCBI's taxonomy places the organism in Eukaryota, Metazoa, Chordata, Aves, Passeriformes, Tyrannidae. The transcript has 14 exons. The record is from RefSeq and is a predicted model, not a curated record. Gene Ontology annotation, biological process: proteolysis. Gene Ontology annotation, cellular component: membrane.
AUGAGGCUGUUUUGGGAGCUUAUUAUUAAUUUUUUUAUUUUUUUUUUUUAACUUUAUUUUGACCACAGCAUCACUGCUGGGAAGACACAAUCCAGGAGUCCAGACUUACCUGAGCGGGUUCCUGACAAGCCAAACCGCGUCGAGGAUGCCGUGCACAGCCCAGGGAGCCUGGCAGCCCAGCCAAGGAGGGGGGCACAGGGGGCACAGACCUCCCUGGGACACGUGGAUCCUGCUGAGGCAUCUUUUGGGACCCUCUGCACCCUCAGGAGGCUGUUCCUGCUGCUCGGGGUCGCCGGGCUGCUGGUGGGGACGGUGGCUGGGACGUGGCUGCUGGUGAAACACCUGCAGCAGCCUCAGCCAGAGCAGGAGCCCCCCCUGCUGCAGGAGCCGGAUGCGAUCCCAGCCUGCAGUGAUGGGGAAGAGGAAGAGCCCGUGGUCCGGGGGGCUCCCAGGACAGCCGUGUGUGAGGCUGCACAGAACACUCUAAAGGGGACUCAGGUUGUCUGUAAUGGAGUGGCUUUAGUGUCUUUCAGAAUAAACACAGCGAACUCCCUGCUGGAAGCUCAGCUGGAAGGACGUCCUGGCUGGCUCCUGGUGUGCCACGAGGGCUGGAAUCGCUCCCUGGGCACCCUGCUCUGCCAGCAGCUCGGGUUCCUCAGAAUGACCCAUCAGAAAGGAGUGAACCUGACGGAUGUCAGGGUGGACGAGCAGCAGCAGUUCCUGCAGGUCAGACCCCACCAGGAGGGGAGCCUGGAAGACUUGUGGCAGGUCAGGAGCAGCUGUGAAUCGGGGCGGAUCGUGGCUCUGCAGUGCUCAGAGUGUGGGCUGCCCGCCGGGGCCGUGCGGGUGGUCGAGGGGGCAGAUGUGCCCCCUGGGCGCUGGCCCUGGCAGGUCAGCGUGUGCCAGGGCUCCCAGCACCGCUGUGGGGGCUCGGUGCUGGCCCAGGACUGGAUCAUCACAGCAGCUCACUGCGUGCACAGCUCCAGCAGGCUCCAGGGCUCUGCCUGGCGGGUGUUUGCAGGGAUUGUCACCCACGGCUCCCUCAGGCAGGAGGCUGGGGUGCCAGUCCAGGAGGUCGUUCACCACCCGCUCUACAACCACAACAGCCUCGACUACGACAUCGCCCUCAUGAAGCUCCGAGUGCCCCUCAAUUUCUCGGCUGCCAUCCGAGCCGUGUGCCUGCCGCCCUCCCACCAGGACCUGCUCCAGGGCACGCAGUGCUGGGUCUCUGGCUGGGGCUACACCACCCCUGACCAAGCGCAGGUGGCCGGGACGCUGCAGGAGGCCCUGGUGCCGCUGAUCGGGACGCGGAGGUGCAACAGCUCCUGCAUGUACCCGGGGGGGCUCACGGCCAGGAUGCUCUGUGCCGGCCACGCCCGCGGCCAGGUGGACGCCUGCCAGGGGGACAGUGGGGGCCCCCUCGUGUGCUGGGAUGGAUCCACGUGGCGCCUGGUGGGCAUCGUGAGCUGGGGCCAGGGCUGUGCUGAGCCCAACCACCCCGGGGUCUACACCAACGUGGCUCAGCUGCUGCCCUGGAUUUACCAGGUCACCGAGAUCUACUAGAAAUCAGGCAAGGUGGAACCUCACAGAGCUACACCUUGUCCUCUCCAAGUGAGGAGUGGAGAACAGUCUGGGAGUGAUUCAUCCUGUAACCCGAACAGAACCCCAAACGUG